This is a messenger RNA of Lactuca saligna, 2749 nucleotides long. The record is from the annotation of a GenBank genome assembly. Lineage: Eukaryota; Viridiplantae; Streptophyta; Magnoliopsida; Asterales; Asteraceae.
AUAACACAUGUUAAGGUUUAUGGCGUGGCAAUAUGGUGUCAUCAACGUAACCAAUUUUUUGAUACGAGAGAAGUGGAAGGAUUCGUUUCCAUCUAUGAGAAUGAGAUAGUCAGAUGAAGAGUUUUUAAUCGUUUGCAUAUCAAGGGGAGUGGAAAGAGACUAACAAUGGCUAUAAGGAAGGUGAAAAGAGAUUAACAACGGCUAGAGGAAGGCGAGGGGUCUUUUAGGCGGAUACCAUAUUUUAUAUGAUAAAAAUCACUACGAAUUCUGGAUGAUGAUUCAUUAUAAAAUCAAGAGUUACAGUAAAAUAGGAAAGUAUAUCUACGUAACUAAAUCUAACAAAUUCCUGGCUUAUAGUGGAUGAUGGAUAACUCCAUGGGAGCCCUAGAUAUUUUAUCAUGUUAAUCUGCAAUAUCCAUUGAUGGAAACCCAGUUCUAUCUCCAUGGCGACUCUUGUGUACCCCUGCAUUCCAACCGCCUUGUUCUUGCAAAAUCGUCGUCAAUCAGCUCCACUAACUCCCGUCCGGUGUUCUUCUUCGGCCACCGUUAAACUGCCCACUUCUAAGGCAAUAACAAGUUCCAAUGGCGGAAAAAGCACCGGCGCUGCAGUUCUUUGGUACAAGAAUGAUCUUCGUGUCGAUGAUCAUCCAGGUUUAAUUGCUGCCUCGAAGCAUACGGUGGUUGUUCCUCUGUAUGUCUUCGAUCACCGGAUUCUUCGCUGCUUUACUGAGGAAAAGCUUGAGCUGCUCCUCUUUGCUGUGAAAGAUCUGAGAAAGUCAUUGAAGGAUCAGGGAUCUGAUCUGAUGAUCAGGUUCGGGAGGACAGAAUCUGUAAUCCAAGAUCUUGUAAAAGAGGUCAGAGCUGCAAACAUUUACACACAAGAAGAGGUGGAAUAUGACUUACAGUUGGUAAUUGAGAAGGUUAAAGAAAACUUGGGAGACAUAAAGAGCCCUAAAAUAUCUCUAUGGAAUACCCCCUUUUAUGAUAUCAAGAACAUUAUGGACAUCCCAUUGUCAUAUGAUGAGUUUCAACAAUUAAAAUUUUCCAUACAUUCACCUCUUUCAUCCCCAAAGUUACCUGCUAUAUCAACAGAUUUAGCCUGGGGUGCUCUACCAACACUGAAUGAUUUGAAGGAAUUCAUAGAUGAGAAUCCAUACAAAUCAAAAGAUAGCUGGACUUCCAUCAAGAGCAAUUCAGCCGAAUACGUAAUGCAGAAUGCUAGGAUUCUUGCAUCAAAUGGUCUGACUAGUCAAACCAAUUUGAUGCCCCUUACUAAAACUAACAAAAAAAGAUUGAAAAAGUCAGCAUUCAUAACACAACAAGGAAAUGCUAUUGGAGGUGGAACAAAUGAUGUGCUUAAUGCAUUGUCAGCAUAUCUAAAAUAUUUAGAGGGUACUACACGCGAUGAUUGGCAGGAGGUGCAUGACAAAUUACGCAAGGCUGAAACACGUGAAGGAUCUUCAUUUGACAGAAAUGGUGGAUUUCUGUCACCCUUUGGGUACUCAACUGCCACCAUUGCUGCAGCAGCUGGGCAUGUUCUCUCAACAGAGUGGUAUAGUCUUUUGGCAUCAAGAAGUCAACUUGAUUCAACUAAAAGAUAUUCUAUUCGAUACUGGAAGUGGAAUGGUUAUCUAAUACAGUAUACUGUUGUGGGAAGUGAAGGUCCUGCAAUUCUUCUUGUGCAUGGUUUUGGUGCUUUUUUGGAGCAUUAUCGUGAGAAUAUUAAGAAUAUAGCUGAAAAUGGAAACUGUGUUUGGGGCAUUACACUUUUGGGAUUUGGAAGAUCAGAGAAACCAAAUGUUAUAUACACUGAACUUCUGUGGGCUGAGUUUAUAAGAGAUUUUAUAGUUGAUGUUAUUCGGGAACCAGUUCAUCUUGUUGGGAACUCAUUUGGAGGCUAUUUUGUUUCAAUUGUUGCUGGUUUAUGGCCUGCUUUAGCUAAGUCUGUGGUCCUGUUGAAUAGUGCUGGGCAUUACAUUCCAGAAUAUUCUUCUGUACCUCCCUUUAAGGAAAGGAAAACUUCAGGAAUUGCAUGGUUAGGUGCUAGGGGCAUUUCAGGCUACCUGAAGUUGAGUGAUCGUGCUGAUGAAGGGCUUCUCAGUGAGAUGGUAAGGGCAUCAUAUGACCCUGGUGCAGUGGUGGUUUUGGAAAGCCUUUUUACAUUUGAUCCUUCAAUUCCAAUGAAUUAUGUACUCAAAGGACUUGAGGAAAAAGUCAUGAUUAUUCAGGGGAUGAAAGACCCGAUUUCUGAUUCAAAAACCAAAGUAAAUCUUGUCAAAAAACACUUCAAAGAAAUUGAAAUCAAGGAGUUAGAUGCAGGACACUGUCCCCAUGAUGAGGUACCAGAAGAAGUCAACUCUAUCAUUCAGGAAUGGGUGGUCAAUGUUGAAAACAGAUGUCAGAUAUUGGAACAAAAAGUCAAAGAUAGCAGAACGCCAACCAAAAAACAAAGUCUUGAAAAAGAGUUUAGUGGUCAAACCUCUUGAAAAAAAAAGUUUUGAGGUACCUAAAAUGGAACAAUUAUGAAACUUGAUUGGUAUUUAGUGACAUUAUCUCUUAUUCUUUUGUGUUAGCUUCACAUCAGCCAUUGAAGAACACACCAAAUGCUAUGUAAUAAGUAUUUAAUAAAUAAUAAACGGUUUAAUCAUCAACCAUAGGUGCCUAGAAAGUAUUUAUAUAACACUAGGAAGAGAAGUAAUGUUGGGACCUCUAAAUGAGUUUCAUUUGCGAUGUUACUACCUUGUUUAUG